Molecule: messenger RNA, 5024 nt
Organism: Polyodon spathula (Mississippi paddlefish)
Lineage: Eukaryota; Metazoa; Chordata; Actinopteri; Acipenseriformes; Polyodontidae
Product: metabotropic glutamate receptor 1-like
Exons: 9
Coding region: 326-3859 (1177 amino acids)
Biological process (GO): regulation of synaptic transmission, glutamatergic; G protein-coupled glutamate receptor signaling pathway
Cellular component (GO): postsynaptic density membrane
Molecular function (GO): G protein-coupled receptor activity involved in regulation of postsynaptic membrane potential; adenylate cyclase inhibiting G protein-coupled glutamate receptor activity
Source: RefSeq, a predicted model, not a curated record
UAUGAGGGGUGAUAUCUUGUUGUUCCUUUGUUGCGUAACUUAACCGUUAUUCAUAAAAAAUAAAUGUUUUGCAUCAUACAGAUUUUUCAUUUUACAUUAUUUGAGAAAUCCUUAUGUUUAUAUUUUUUUACUGACAAACAUUGAAGUGGGAUUUGCUUUAGACAAAUAUUCAUGGUAUUUGAACCUAAACUUGAUUUUGAAAAUGACUCUUUAUAAUAAUAGUAACAAUCCUGGUCCCUUUUAAAAGUUGGAUAUUUUGAGCAGUAAACAAGAAACGUUACCGAGCACAAGAAAUGGAUAUGCUUAGACAAGGGUCGCCAUAGGCAUGAUUUGGAUAGCACCAUAUAAGAAAAUGAAUUUAAUUGUGCUAGUGUUAUUCCCUGCAUUCGUUUUUGAAACUGUUUUCCCUCAUAACAAUAUGUAUGAAAGGUCGUUGUUGACGAUGGGCUCUUCCCAACGCUCUGUUGCUAGAUUAGACGGGGAUAUAAUUAUCGGAGCCCUUUUCUCCGUCCAUCACCAACCUCCAGCAGAAAAAGUUCCAGAGAGGAAAUGUGGGGAAGUCAGAGAGCAAUACGGCAUCCAAAGGGUGGAAGCCAUGUUCCAUACAUUGGACAGGAUCAAUUCUGACCCUACCCUUCUGCCAAACAUCACCCUGGGUUGUGAGAUCAGAGACUCUUGCUGGCACUCUUCAGUGGCUCUGGAACAAAGUAUUGAAUUCAUAAGGGACUCCCUUAUCUCAAUUCGGGAUGAAAACGAUGGAUCCAGGUGGUGUCUUGAUGGGUCAACCUCAUACCUCCCCCCAAAAAAGAAGAAGCCCAUUGCUGGAGUCAUUGGGCCAGGCUCUAGUUCCGUGGCUAUCCAAGUCCAGAAUCUACUGCAGCUCUUCAACAUUCCUCAGAUUGCUUACUCUGCAACCAGUAUUGACCUGAGUGAUAAAACCCUCUUCCAGUACUUCUUAAGGGUUGUGCCCUCUGAUACUCUUCAGGCACGGGCUAUACUGGACAUUGUCAAACGCUACAAUUGGACCUAUGUGUCUGCAGUCCACACUGAAGGAAACUAUGGGGAGAGUGGAAUGGAAGUUUUCAAGGAGCUUGCUACCCAGGAUGGUCUAUGCAUCGCCUACUCCGAUAAAAUCUACAGCAAUGCUGGAGAGAAGCACUUUGACAGACUUCUGCGGAAGCUGAGGGAGAGGUUACCCAAGGCCAGAGUCGUCGUGUGUUUCUGUGAAGGAAUGACAGUCAGAGGGCUGCUGAUGGCCAUGAGGAGGCUGGGGGUGGCUGGAGAGUUUCUUUUAAUUGGGAGUGAUGGCUGGGCAGACAGGGAUGAAGUGGUUGAAGGCUACGAGCAGGAGGCUGUGGGUGGUAUCACAAUGAAGUUAAAGUCACCAGAGGUCAUGUCCUUUGAUGACUACUUCCUGAAGCUGCGACUUGACACAAACACCCGAAAUCCCUGGUUUGCUGAAUUCUGGCAGUACCGUUUUCAGUGCCGCAUCCCGGGAAACCCAAUGGAAAACCAACAUUACAGAAAGAUUUGCACAGGCAAUGAGAGUUUAGAAGAAAACUAUGUACAGGACAGCAAGAUGGGAUUUGUUAUUAAUGCCAUUUACGCUAUGGCUCACGGCCUGCAUGACAUGCAACAGAGUCUCUGCCCAGGUCACACAGGACUGUGUGAAGCUAUGAAUCCCAUUGAUGGCAGCAAGCUGUUGGGAUUUCUGUUGAAGACUUCAUUCUUUGGUGUUUCUGAAGAGGAGAUUUAUUUUGAUGAAAACGGAGACACUCCCGGCAGGUAUGAAAUCAUGAAUCUUCAAAACGUGGAACCUGGCCGGUUCGACUAUAUGAAUGUCGGCUCCUGGCAUGAGGGGAUCCUGAAUAUUGACGACUACCGGAUUCAGAUGAACAGGAGUGGGAUAGUGCGCUCUGUGUGCAGUGAACCCUGCUUAAAAGGACAGAUAAAGGUGAUCCGAAAGGGAGAGGUGAGCUGCUGUUGGAUUUGCACUGCUUGUAAGGAAAAUGAAUUUGUACAAGAUGAGUUUACCUGUAAGGCCUGCGACCUGGGAUGGUGGCCAAACGAGGAGCUGACAGGCUGUGAAGGAAUUGUUGUCAGGCACCUCGAGUGGAGUACGACAGAGUCCAUAGUGGCAGUGGUUUUCUCGUGUCUGGGAAUAUUGGUCACGAUGUUCGUCACCUUUAUCUUUGUGCUGUACAGAGACACUCCGGUGGUCAAAUCCUCCAGCCGGGAGCUUUGUUACAUCAUACUGGCAGGGAUUUUCAUGGGCUACAUCUGUCCCUUCAUACUGAUUGCGAGGCCCACUGUGGGAUCCUGCUACCUUCAGCGACUCCUGGUGGGACUCUCCUCAUCCAUGUGCUACUCAGCUCUGGUGACCAAAACCAACAGAAUCGCCCGGAUCCUGGCAGGCAGCAAGAAAAAGAUCUGCACCAGAAAACCAAGGUUCAUGAGCGCUUGGGCUCAAGUCGUCAUUGCGUCUCUCCUAGUCAGUGUGCAGCUUAUGCUGGAGGUGACCCUUGUCAUCAUGGAGCCUCCCAUGCCAGUCCUGUCUUACCCCAGCAUCAAGGAAGUCUUCUUGAUCUGUAACACCAGCAACUUGGGAAUGGUGGCCCCUCUGGGAUACAACGGGUUGCUCAUCAUGAGCUGCACUUACUAUGCUUUCAAGACCAGAAAUGUCCCUGCCAACUUUAAUGAGGCCAAAUACAUAGCUUUCACCAUGUACACCACCUGCAUCAUAUGGCUGGCCUUUGUGCCUAUAUAUUUUGGCAGCAACUACAAAAUUAUCACCACCUGUUUCUCUGUGAGCCUGAGCGUGACAGUGGCACUGGGGUGCAUGUUCACUCCCAAGAUGUACAUUAUCAUUGCCAAGCCAGAGCGGAACGUCCGCAGUGCGUUCACCACCUCCGAUGUUGUGCGCAUGCACGUGGGUGAUGGAAAAAAUGCCUGUAGGAACAAUGGUUUACUUAAUAUGUUCAGGAGGAAGAAAAACAUUACUGGAAAUACUAAUUCUAAUGGAAAGUCUGUGUCAUGGUCUGAACCAGGUGCAAGACAGCCACCAAAGGGGGAGCACAUGUGGCACAGGCUGUCGGUCCAUGUGAAGAAACAGGAGGCAGGAUCGAAUCAGAUGGCAGUCAUCAAACCCCUAACUAAAACCUACCAGAACAAGAGCCUCAACUUCUCGGACAUGAGCACCAAGACCUUGUACAAUGUGGCCGAAGAAGAUGAGAGCAACCCUGUCAGGUACACCAGGCCCAACAGCCCUUCCAUGAUGUUGCACAGGCGAAUUCCCUCCAUGGGGUCACUAAAGGAAGGGGAACAACCCCAGCUGUACACACCAGAGCAUAUGCAGAAUACCUUCCUUCCCCAGCAGGUCAUCAUGGACCAACUUGUCAGCAAGUACACCACAAGCAUCCCGGACCUCAACUCCAUGAUUACCCUUCCAGGCCCCGGGAAUGGAGAGAGGCCUAUCUACCAGCCCCACCUCAUGCAACAGCAGGUCUUUCCUCUUCAGAUGACUACCUUCAGUGAGGAGCCAGUUUCCCCAGUUGAGGAGAUGGAGAGUGAGCAUUUCAACCUGAUUCAAGGCUACAUGUAUGACAACUCAGAGAUACGUGAGGAGGAGGAGGAGGAGGAGGAGGAGGAGGAGGAGGGAGGGGAGGAAAUGGCGCAAAGCAAACUGACACUGGAUGACUCCCCUGCCCUGACACCCCCCUCCCCUUUCAGAGAUUCGAUGGGCUCUGGCAGCACGGUUCCAAGCUCCCCCGUGUCUGAGUCAGUGCUUUGCACACCUCCAAAUGUGACAUACGCAGCCGUCAUUCUAAGGGACUAUAAGCAAAGCUCUUCUACACUUUAAGACAGUGCAGCAAAAAUGGGACAAAAUAAAUAUAAGCCAAUUCAGAUCCUUUUGAGUGAAUAAGGCCGAAGCUAAAAAUAAGGCAAACAAACCGAUGAUUAACAUUUUUAAAGGUCUGUUUAUGCCAUUUUACUUUGGUAGAUUUAAAAAUAAAUAAGAAAAAAAACUUUAAUAGCUUAUGUAACAAUAAAGGACAAAGCACAAAAUAAAUCAUAUAAUGAUGUGUACAGUUUUUCUUUUUUCUUUUUUUUUUUUUUUUACAAUAUUAAAGAGCGUACAUCAAUCCUUUUCAAUCUGAUGCCCCUGGAGAAAAUGCAAACUGAAAUUGGAAGAGACUGUGUGUGCGGUGAAAGCAGGCAGCAGAAAGUACUGGGGAGUGACAAAAGACAAGUCUCUAUAUAGCUGCAACCUUGAACAGAGGCGAAAUAUCAAACACCAGUGGCAGAGCUAAAAGAAGAACAGAAUGGAUAUCUAUAUACAUACAUGCAAGGGCUGUUUUCUUUAAGCUCAUGAAAAGAAGUAAGACAGUCUUAUUUUCAGCAGUUUGAAAUUGUGGCCUCAUAAUAUACAAUCUGAAAAAUACAGCUAUAGAAAGGAAGGUCAAACGUGCCUUUGUGCAGAAUUUAUUGAAAACAUCAUUAAAAUGUUAAAACCAUCUUAAUUUAGUUUCCAUCUUCCAGUGCAUGUUUGGAAUGAGAUGAAAGAGGUGGGGUUAGUAACUAGAAAAGGUUUGGAUAUAGUUCCAGUGAUAUACCAGAGAUAUGAUUAAAUAAAUGACCUCUAAUUGUAGAGCAGAUUACUCAGUAAAAUCUUUUGCAUCAAGGAGAUGAUUCUAUUUUCAAGGAUUCCAAGAUAAGUAGGGGAAAAAAAAAAUCUUUACCCCCUGUAAAAUGUAAAAUAAAUCUCCCUAUUCCCUGUUGUUCUAGCACCUGUUGUACCACUGUACUUGUGAGAUGGCCUUUCUAGCUUUUCAGAGAUACUAAUAUACUUUGUAAGAAUAGAGGGAUAGCGUAUGCCUCACUCCUUCAUCACCUGUCCCAAUAUGUAUUGGAGGAUUGAAUAUGCUGCACAUGACACCCAGUACAGAGCUUGAACUGUGACUGUUUUCUAAUAAAAAAAGAAAGAAAAAAAAGAUGUCAUAAUAAUAUUGUAUGUAAUACCAGGA